AUGGAGUUGCCUGUGGUGGAUCUCUCCCCCUACUUGGCCGUCUCCGGCGACCUCAGUUCCGACCUAGUUGCGCUUUGCUCUGAGGUGAGUCGGAGUCUCACGGAGACCGGAGCUCUGCUCAUCAAGGAUCCCAGAUGCUCCGUCCAAGACAACGAUCGCUUUAUCGAUAUGAUGGAGAAGUACUUCGAGAGCCCUCAGGAGUUCAAGCGCCGCCAGGAGAGGCCUCAUUUGCAUUACCAGGUUGGGGUUACACCAGAAAGAGUGGAAGUUCCAAGAAGCUUGGUUGAUGAAGAAAUGCAAGAGAAACUAAAAACAAUGCCAAAAGAGCACCAACCUCAUACUCCUGUUGGACCUGAUCUCAAGUGGCGAUAUUUUUGGAGAAUUGGUCCUCGACCUUCAAACACUCGUUUUCAGGAACUCAAUUCAGAGCCAGUUAUACCUGAUAGUUUUCCUGAAUGGAAAGAAAACAUGGAUUCCUGGGGAUACAAGAUGAUUUCAGCAAUAGAAGUGGUUGCUGAAAUGGCAGCUGUUGGCUUUGGGCUACCAAAGGAUGCAUUCACUUCUCUCAUGAAGCAGGGCCCACAUCUGUUGGCUCCAACAGGGAGUGACCUUAAAAAAUAUGGCCAGGAGGGCACUGUUUUUGCUGGAUAUCACUACGACCUGAACUUCCUAACAAUCCAUGGUAGAAGUAGAUUUCCUGGUUUAAACAUCUGGUUAAGAAAUGGACAGAAAGUUGAAGUGAAGGUUCCAGUUGGGUGUCUUCUUAUUCAGGCAGGGAAGCAGAUAGAGUGGUUAACUGCAGGGCACUGUGUAGCUGGCAUGCACGAGGUUGUUGCCACAAAAAGAACACUCGAAGCGAUUAAACUAGCACAAGAGCAAAAGCGUAGCCAGUGGAGAGUAUCUUCAACGCUGUUUUCACACAUAGCUUCAGAUGCAGUUCUGAAGCCGUUGGGACAUUUUGCAGAGUCACCACUUGCAAGCCAAUAUCCUCCUACCUGUGCCGGAGAAUAUGUUGAACAAGAGCUUGCAGUAAUCAAUCUCAAAGGAAAGAAGUGAGGGCCUUUGUGACCAAAAAUUGUAAUAAGAAGUUACAUAAAUUAUGCGUCCAGAAAGUGAGAAAUUGUAGCUUUAUUUUUCAGUCUCAAGAAAAAAGGAACAAUGAAAUUUUCAGUUGAGCUCUAAUUAAUUUCAAUGAAUUGGAUGCGUAUUUUCUCAUAUGCGUGUUCAGGGUUC
This is a messenger RNA of Neltuma alba, 1233 nucleotides long. RefSeq lists its product as uncharacterized. The coding region runs from base 1 to 1056 and encodes 351 amino acids. Lineage: Eukaryota; Viridiplantae; Streptophyta; Magnoliopsida; Fabales; Fabaceae. The transcript has 7 exons. The record is from RefSeq and is a predicted model, not a curated record.